AGCUGGUUCUUUUAAUAAAUUGUUUAAAACACUCAGUUGUUGUGAGUGCAAGUUCUCAUUACUUUCAGUGAGGUCUCAAAAUGAAGCAACUUUUUUGAGCACUAAAGGUUAGUGAAACAAAUCAGAGAUGACUGGUUGCUUAUACAAAAAAAAAAUCAUUAUCUAAAGCUGCUAUUUUUAUGCUGCGUCUGAAAGCUAAAAAUGCUGCCUCUGCAGGCAGCAUACAGAGGUAGGAAGGUAUCAAGGCUCGUCAGAAUCCUAUGAUCGUGUCACAUCCUGUCCAUCUGAUCAAUUUUUGAAGGAUGCAUAGAUGUAUCCUACGCUCCCUUUGAUAUCCUUUGUAUUUGAUUCUGUGACAAUAAAAUAGCGAACGCUGUGAUUUAAACAAACUGAGUUCCAAUGUUUCUGAACAACUUUUUCAACUUUUAAUUUAAUUUCUAGCAAAACAAUUACUGUAGUAAAUAAUAUUACAUAAAGCUCACUGAAAAGUGGGAUAUGGCAUUUUAUUAUAUUAUUAAUGUAGACAUGCAUUAAACAUGAAAGGAGUAAUGGUUAUUAAGCCAUAGCAUUUGUUUUUAUACUAAAUGUAUUUAGGCUACUGUUCUUCAUGCAAAUACUAUAGAAACCAUAUGGUUACAUUUUACCAUAGUAGUGAGGUGCUAUGUGUGGUUUUACCAAUGGCUCAUUUUAAAAGUAGAAUCCUUACUGAAACUUGGAAUAUUUACAGAAUAUUUACAUUUUUACCCUAAUAUGAGGUUGUAAAAACAAAUUUUAUAGAUGUCAUUGUUUUUGUUAAUUACAUCUGCAUCGUGUCAAAGUCAGGAAACAAAAACCUGUUUCAUGAUUUAAAACAAUAUCACCCAUUAGAACAUGUUCACCCAUAUUUUGUUAAGGAAAAAGGAUUAUACUUAAGUUUAUUCAUGCAUAUUUUGAUAUUAUAAGUGCUCUGAAUAUUGUACCUCAUAUUUGUGAAAUGUUCACCUGUUUGGUAAGUUUGUCAUGUUCUUUCUACAACUUUCACUCAGGAGAACAAAAUCUGCCUUUAAACUUGAAAGCAUUAAAAUUUGUCAUUUAUUAAGAUAAUUAUCAAUAUCGACUGAUAUGAAAAGUUUAAUCAUGAUCAUUAUCUCCCAGCUCUACUUGAAACUAAUGCAAACCUGGACAAGCAAUAACAUCAUACUUCACAUUUUAUUUUUGAUUGUCAGAGCUCAUCCUGCUUUCAUCCAUAGUUUUCUCUAUCUCAAGAUCCUUGUAAAAUAAUAAUCUCCUCAGUGAAUAUAGCUCUAGCAUCACAUCCUCUUCCUCCUCCACACCCUGCUCUCAAACCCUGGCAACUGGAGUACAGCCAGUCUCAGCCGCAUAUUGGCACUGACUCAUGAAUGAUUCAUUGUGUGGGCGGGACCUAAUGCUGAGAGCAGAUGCGUUACAGUAGGUUGGAUGGCUGAUGCUUUGAAAGACAUGACAGCCAGCCAAUGGUGUCAAAGCAGAGACUCAGAACAGCCAGUGCAAUACACAGUUCCAGAUUAAGGUGGGGCAGGGGGAGAGAGAGAGAGAGUGUAAGCGGCAAGAAAGAUAACACACAGACGAGCAAGAGGCUGCUCCAUCACCCUGCAUACCAGACACUCACACCCAGUAUGAACAUGUCCAGCAGUUCUGCUCUGAUCCAGCAGAUCUAUCCCUUUCACGACGGCUGGAAUGUUGCCUGCUUCAUCAUCCUCCUCCUCUUCAUCCUCACCAUCCUCUCCCUCGCCACACUGGCAUUCCUCUAUGAGCUGCUGGACUGCGGCUGCUUCACCAAAACUAAAACCGUUCGUGACCUGCGCCGCCAGCACGACGAGGUGGUUUAGUUGUAACCAUGGUGACAGCGGACACGGUCUCCAUAGGAGCCACAACAGUAGAUCGGUGGAAAAGGCUGCAGAUUUGGACGGAGCUCUUCACCAGAUUGGAGUCCCUUAAAACACGCCAGACACAUACAGAGACAGAAGCACUCUACUCCCACUAGCUCCAACAGCAAUACACAGCACAGGUGUCUCCAUGGCUUAAAAUAUUACAUGAGAUUUAGACCAGAAAGAGAGGGAAAAACUUGCUUGUUUGCUUAUUGUCUCCUUAUAGUCUGCAUUCAGUAUUCCAGUGCUAUUGUGUGAUGACUACAUAAAACUGUUGUAUUUUU
Onychostoma macrolepis is the source of this 2170-nucleotide messenger RNA. It is a transcript of the gene smim18, whose product is annotated as small integral membrane protein 18. Bases 1473 to 1847 code for a protein of 124 amino acids. The transcript is spliced from 2 exons. The record is from RefSeq and is a predicted model, not a curated record. Lineage: Eukaryota; Metazoa; Chordata; Actinopteri; Cypriniformes; Cyprinidae.